This is a messenger RNA of Fragaria vesca subsp. vesca, 2139 nucleotides long. RefSeq names its product probable acyl-activating enzyme 1, peroxisomal-like. The record is from RefSeq and is a predicted model, not a curated record. NCBI's taxonomy places the organism in Eukaryota, Viridiplantae, Streptophyta, Magnoliopsida, Rosales, Rosaceae. Bases 1 to 1635 code for a protein of 544 amino acids. The transcript has 2 exons.
AUGAAUGAGGGUUUUAUGCAGUGCUCAGCAAACUACAGACCCUUGUCACCGAUAAGCUUCUUGGAGCGAGCAGCUGUCAUCACUGGCGAUAAGCCUUCCGUCGUCUACGGCGGCGUAAGGUAUUCGUGGAAGGAGACGCUUCAAAGAUGCCUCAACUUCGCUUCCGCUUUGGUCCGGUUAGGAGUAUCCCGCCAUGAUGUUGUUGCAGCUAUAGCACCAAAUAUUCCAGCACUCUAUGAGCUCCAUUUCAGUGUUCCAAUGGCCGGAGCAAUUCUGUGUGCCCUAAACUUUAGGCUGGACUCACCCACAUUAUCAUUGAUAUUACAACAGUUGGAGGCCAAAGUCAUUCUCGUAGACUAUCAGUAUCUUCAACUCGUCCUCCAAGCAAUUGAAAAAUUGUCUCCAAAACAAUGCAAGCCACCUCUACUCAUUCUCAUCCCAGAGUGUGAUCAACUCUCAUCUAAUAAUGGUACUAUUGAUCAUGACCUUCCACCAGGUAGCUUGAAUUACAAUGAUCUGCAGGGUACGAAAGCAGAACCAGACUUUGAGAUUCGACGACCGCACAAUGAAUGUGAUCCCAUUUCAGUGAAUUACACUUCUGGUUCAACUGGGAAUCCCAAAGGAGUAGUGUACAGCCACAGAGCUACGUACCUGAAUUCAAUAGGAGCAAUUUUUCAGACUGAAAUGGCUAAAAGGCCAGUGUUUCUAUGGACCGUUGACAUGUUUCGCUGCAACGGAUGGUGCUUCCCUUGGGCAGUUGCUGCUCUUGGGGGAACCAAUAUCUGCCUCAGGAAAAAUCUCUCCGCUAGGCUCAUUUUCGAAGCGAUUGAUCUUCACAAGGUAACACAUUUUUGUGGCUCACCCUGCAUUUUAAACAUUCUAGCACUUUAUGCCUCAAAAAGUGACCACAUUAGGUCUUUGACAUCAACGGUGAAUAUUCUUGUUGCCGGUGCAUUGCCGCCGUCGCAAAUUCUUAAGCAAGUUGCGGAUUUGGGUUUCAAUGUGAGCCAUGGUUAUGGUAUGACAGAGGCUCUAGGUCCAGCAAUUGUUACCCCAUGUAAACCAGAACUAGAGUCUCAGUACAACCUGAUGAUGGAAGAAGUUGAUGUGAAAGACCCAAGCACCAUGGAAAGUGUUCCAUAUGACGGUAAAACAAUGGGGGAGAUUAUGUUUAGGGGAAACACUUUGAUGUUGGGGUACCUCAAAAAUUCAAAAGCAGUGAAUGAGCCUUUUAAGGGUGGGUGGUACAUGACUGGUGACCUAGCAAUUAGGCACCCAGAUGGGUACAUUCAAAUGAAGGAUAGGGCAAGGGACAUGAUCAUUUCUGGUGGGGAGGCUGUGAGUUCACUUGAGGUAGAGGCAGUUUUGUUGACUCAUCCUUGUGUUUUGGAGGCUGCUGUUGUGGGGAGAAAUGAUGAUUGCUUGGGGAAGACUCCUUGUGCUUUUGUGAAGUUGAAGGAGGGGUCUGGUGGUGAUGGAAAUUCAAGUACUUCAAAGGAGAUUAUGAAGUUUUGUGGGGAGAAAUUGCCUGCUUAUAUGGUUCCAAAAGCUGUGGUUUUUGGGGAUUUGCCAUUGAAUUCUACUGGGAAGAUACAGAAGCUUGUCCUGAGGGAGAAGGCAAAUAAACAGGUUUAAGCUGAUGAGACCCCUUCAUGAAUAAGACUGCAAUUCUGGGCUGUAAAUAAGGACUCACAGAUCCUCUCCUAAUAAUCCUCCGCUAAUAUUGCCUCAUAAGGCAAUCUCGGCCAUCCAUUCUUAAUGAAUGGCUAGGAUAUCUCUUAGUUUGUUUCUUAAGAUAUAUCAUCUAUCCCCGUCUCUUCUCCAAAUUCUCUUCUCAUCUAUACUCAUAUAUACCAGAAGUUUAGCUCUCAAAAAGAGUCACAGAAGGGUCGAUCAGCUCCACCUUCACCUCCGAGAUAAUCCCAGAUCUGCACCUCCACCUCCAUCUAUGUACUCCCACCUUUUUUUCCUUCUGAUUGUAGCUGAAAAUGUCUAAGGCGUCAUACUUCAGUUUUCGCUUUUGUAAUGUAGUCACAUUUUAGGACUGGAUGCCUGUUUGAUUCUUUUCUUGCUGGAAAUUGUUGUUCACGGAUGGGUUAUGUUAAUUUGUGUACUGAUGAGACAGUACCAAUUGCAAUU